AUGGCCAUGGCCCACCACGAGGUCGUGUACAACUACGUCGAGGACGUAGACCCCAAUCUCGUCUGCUCGAUCUGCCAGUCGGCUCUCGUCAACCCAGUCACCACCGCUUCAUGUAAACACACUUUCUGUCGCGACUGCAUCACGCGCGCUCUCGCACACUCGCCAACAUGUCCCAUUGACCGCAGCGCUCUCACCCUCUCCUCCCUCGUCGACACCGAGCCCCUAGUCCAGCUCAUGCUCGACGAGCUCAAGGUGCGAUGUGAGGCACCCGGUUGCGCCAAAACCAUGGAGCGCGGGCUGCUCCUCGCACACUUGCGUACCUGCAGUCAAGCGAUCGUAACCUGCGGAGACAAGGAGUGCGGGCUCUCUAUGGCCCGACACCGAUUACCCCACCACCGCGCCUACGAGUGCUUCCACCGCCGCAUGGAUUGCCACGGCUGUGGCGUCGCGGUGACAUUCCGAGAGGCAAAGGACAAGGACAUACACGGGUGUGUCCCACAAGCAUCCCAAACCGACAAGAUGACGACAAUGGCUCACGUACACCGCUGGGUAUGCACCAAGGCUCCAGUACCCUGCACACAAAGCAGUAGAGGCUGCACCGCCAUCGUCCCCCGCGACGAGCUCGAGAGCCAUCUCAAGACGUGUCCGUUCGAGGCGCUUUCGUCAUUUUUCAAAGUCAACGAUGCGCGCUUUGCCACCCUCGAACGGCGACAGGAAGAGCUCAGCGCCGAAAACGAGGGUCUUCGCGCACAACUGUGGUCACUCCGCCGCACACAGAUAGUACCCCGGAGCCUGCGUGAUGGCCUCGACGAGCCCUUGCUCCCGACGGCGCAGGAACCAUCACUCACAGCGCCACGAUCAGCCUCCCGACAUGAAUCGCCUAGCUCGCCAUCACCAAGCGCCACGCGCAUGGACCCACCGCCACCUAUACCAGUCAUUUACCCGGCUGUCGCGACAAUAGCCUCAACGUCAGACCCACUCUCUCCCACACGCGAGCAGGUUCUGCACAUUCCUCAAUCCUUCCUUUCCCCACCACCGAGACUGAGUUACACCGACUGGGUCCUCGGUCGCCUCCUCCCUCCCUCGGCAUACAGCGAUGGGUGUGCGGCCCUCCGCGCGGCGGUCAUCCACCUUGCUGCGGGACUCGACGCGUCCGAGCGCCGAAACGAAGUACGCAUCGUGACCGAGACGCUGCGUGUACAAGAGGAGGUCGCGACCCUGCGCGCCAUCGUCAGCCCGAUGCGCAUGCAGGUCCUAGCCGACCGGCCCAACUCACCCGCCAUCUCCCGCUUUCCCUCCUUCAACGCACAUGUACACACCACACACACACCAGCACAGGACCUCCCCACGCCGCCACUGAGCACGUCUCAUUCCGGUCCCGCGAGCGAGGUACAAAGCGACACGGAAGAGGACCACGACCGGAGCAAUCGCGCAAGUAUCCGGGAGAGUGUGGUCUUCUCCGCUCAGGACGUAUACCCGCGCAGCAGUAGCGCGUCAUUCGUCUCCACGGCGAGCGCUACACCUCCACCGACCCGCUGGACGGGGCGGCCACUCGCGUUCCCCCCUCCAGGCCCGGCAAGCGGCGACUCACAGCCGCGGUCGCCGACACGCCGCCUUCGGAUCGGCUCGGUAGGCAGCCAGGGCGGGUUCAUCGGCUCUAGCCUGGGCUCGACGCUCGCGAGCUCGAGUCUUGGCGCAACCAUUCUACGCCGGCGCGAGUCGUCGCGCCACUGA
This is a messenger RNA of Cutaneotrichosporon cavernicola, 1734 nucleotides long. RefSeq lists its product as uncharacterized. Lineage: Eukaryota; Fungi; Basidiomycota; Tremellomycetes; Trichosporonales; Trichosporonaceae. The coding region runs from base 1 to 1734 and encodes 577 amino acids. The transcript is spliced from 6 exons. The record is from RefSeq and is a predicted model, not a curated record. Gene Ontology annotation, molecular function: zinc ion binding.